Oreochromis aureus is the source of this 1628-nucleotide messenger RNA. Its product is annotated as alpha-N-acetylgalactosaminide alpha-2,6-sialyltransferase 1-like. Lineage: Eukaryota; Metazoa; Chordata; Actinopteri; Cichliformes; Cichlidae. Bases 29 to 1342 code for a protein of 437 amino acids. Gene Ontology annotation, molecular function: sialyltransferase activity. The record is from RefSeq and is a predicted model, not a curated record. The transcript has 9 exons.
UGAACAGCAACAACUCCACAAACCAGAGAUGGCAGAGUUAAUUUUAAAGUUUUUUUCUUUGCUUUUUCUGUCAUCAUUUCUCUUGAUUAUUUUGAAUUUAUUAGACAAUAGAAUAAAAAGUAUCAGCUGGUCAACCUUCAUAGAUGACAGUGAAUCGGAAGACUUUGUGAUUGAGAGGUACAGGGCAUACUGGAAAAGAAAAUUUAAAUCAGGACCACCACAUCCCGACUUUAGCAGAAGACUUGAAGCAAAAAUAGCCGAUUCAGCAAAAAACAACACAACACAACGCAUUGUAGCUGAGACCCCCAUGGCUCUCCUCUACAAAAAAGACUUGAAGAAGCUUCCUCAGUGGGAUUUUGAAGAUGUUUACAGCGAAGAUACUCAACAUAGACGACCAACAUGUGCUCAGUCUCUACGAAACUCUCAGGAUGAGAAAUUCAAGAAGGCUUUUCUUCCUAACAUACGUUUGUUUCUGCACAAAGACAACAUUAACAUGAGCGAGUGGAAUCGACUUUCACAUUUCAACAAUCCUUUUGGGUUUAUGGACUACAAAUAUGAUGAUGUGAUGGAUUCAGUGAAGCUGAUUCCAAAGCCAAAAGAGCCACUGCUUCUCCCAAAACCAGGUGGUGAUGGCUGUGUGCGCUGUGCUGUGGUGGGUACUGGACAAAUCCUGAACGGCUCAAAGAAGGGGGUGGAGAUCGAUGGCCAUGAUUACGUUUUUCGGAUCAAUGGUGCCGUCAGCAAGGGUUAUGAGGAGGAUUUAGGAAACAAAACAUCAGUGUACGUUCACACAGCCCACUCCAUCACUACAUCACUCAAGAAGUACGGGUAUAAAGCUGCCCCUCAUGAUGAGGGUAUAAAAUAUGUGAUCAUUCCUGAGGGGAUGAGGGAUUUCCAGUGGCUCAAGGGUCUUCUCAGAGGAGAAAAGGUCUCUGCUGGCCCAUACCGCAAUAAGCUGCCAAGGGACUACUAUUCAAGGCAGUACAACGUGAGUCAUUUCUACGUUCUGCACCAGGACUUCCUCCGAUAUGUGCGGAACAGGUUCUUACUGUCACCUAAUUUGAAUAAAACAUUCCAGCCUUUAGUCAGACCAACCAAUGGGGCAUUCACUCUCUUCUUGGCCCUGCACACCUGUGACACAGUGGAUGCAUAUGGAUUUACGACUGAUGACUACAUAAAAUACCCUAGCUACUAUGUUGAGAAACACAUGAGCAAAGUCACGUUCUACCGCAACCAUGAUUAUAUUCUGGAGGAGAAUACAUGGAAAGACCUUCAUACCAGGGAAAUAAUGUGGCUGUAUCAAAGAACUGAGUCAAAGAAAGAGAAGGAAAAGCAACACUGACAUGAUCUUAACAACAGUAAUUAUAUAUAGAGAUUUUUGUUUGUUAGACUUAAAAAUUUUACGUGCACUAAUAGCUAACACGCAAACUAAACCAUCCAGAGCAAAGCUGAUUUGAUUAAUAUUACUCAUCUCGGGAAGUUACUGUUAUCUUAAAGUCCAUCUCUGUGGGAAAAUUUCCGUAAAAUAAAAUCAAGCAUUUGCCAUAGUGGCAAACACUACACAUGGUUUUACUCAUUAUGAUAUCGGUGUUUUUUUCUCUCCAAGUCCAUUUGUGGCAUUAUCAAAA